GCUCUCUUUCUCUCUCAAGAGACUCCCUCUUUCUCUCUCUAAGCGUCUGCCUAUCUCUUUCUAUAGAACCUCCAAUCCUGUCUCUAUUCAUUAUAAUCUCUUUUGUUCUUAUUGUAUAUUACUUUGUCUUUUAUUUUUUAUUUAUAUAAAUUUUAAUUCUUAAAUUUCAUCCUUUUUAUCCUCUCUUAUUAAAAUCUUCUUAGUAAUUUUGAUCCUUUUUUUUAAUAUUUUUCCUUUUUUUGGUUAAUCUAUCAAGAGCUAACAGUGAUCGCUUCAUUUGUAAUCCAACGCUGAAUCUUGUUAAUUUUCAUGGAUCGACUAAUGUGAUUUUGUGCUUUUGACGUCAUGUAAGUGAAUGAAGAGAUAUGGGAAUAGAAUCCGUUGGUGGGUUCUUCCACUUAUAUGUUCAACCGAAAUUGUGUUCUAAGUGGACUGUCCAAUAGCUGAUCAAUCUGAAUUUUCUUGUGGCGCUGUGUGUGUUGAUUCAUAUAUCAAUGGAGCAAUUCCAGAUAGGAUUUUGAUUAUUGGGGUUUCUUUGCCCUUUUCGUUCUUUUCGAUUUUGAGUGUCAAUGGAUGAGCUAAGCGCUAAUGAAGCGCAAGAAUUCAAAGCGUCUUCACUACGGUGGCGGCCGAGGCAGCUAGCAUUUGAGCCGUAUACGUCGGGCAGUGAACCUGCGAACAAGGCAGAAACUUUGCGCGUUGUUGUGAGAAGGCCUUUGUUGGCAAGACUGACCAAAGACAUAGUUGAGACAUAUCAAAUAUGCAAUCCACAGUUCAGGUAUUCUGAAGAAUUAAAUCCAAAAAGAUAUUUGACCAGCCCAUCAAUUGGCAUCCUGAAUGAUGGUUAUGACAAUGUGAAUUCUGAUCUGAUUCUGACUGUAAACUUUGCCUUGGUCAAUCUAGAGGCACAGAGAAGAUACAUUGUCAAAGAUGUUCUUGGCCAUGGCACCUUUGGGCAGGUUGCUAAAUGCUGGUUUGCAGAAACCAACUGUUUUGUUGCUGUGAAGAUAAUUAAAAAUCAGCCAGCUUACUAUCAGCAAGCUCUGGUUGAAGUAUCUAUUUUGACAACGCUAAACAAGAAGUAUGAUCCUGAAGAUAAGCACCACAUUGUUCGUAUCUAUGAUUAUUUUGUAUUUCAGCGGCAUUUGUGCAUUUGCUUUGAACUGCUAGACACAAAUCUGUAUGAGCUUAUUAAGAUAAAUCAAUUCAGGGGUUUAUCACUGAGCAUUGUCCAGUUGUUCUCUAAACAGAUUUUACAUGGAUUGGCUCUAUUAAAAGAUGCUGGGAUAAUUCAUUGUGAUUUGAAGCCUGAAAACAUUCUUCUAUGCACAAGUGUGAAGACAGCAGAAGUUAAAAUAAUCGACUUUGGAUCAGCAUGCAUGGAGGAUCGUACUGUUUACUCCUACAUCCAGAGUCGUUACUACAGGUCGCCUGAAGUCCUUCUUGGAUAUCAAUAUACUACUGCUAUUGACAUGUGGUCCUUUGGGUGCAUAGUUGCAGAACUGUUUCUAGGAUUGCCGCUCUUCCCUGGAGCUUCAGAAUUUGAUCUUUUGAGGAGAAUGGUUGAAAUUCUUGGUGGACAACCCCCUGAUUAUCUACUAAAGGAGGCAAAAAAUACUAGCAAGUUCUUUAAGUGUGUUGGAAGUGUCCACAAUGUAGACAGUGGUGAAGUUACCUUUGGUGGCAAAAGUGCUUACCAAGCAUUAACAGUGGAAGAAUACGAAGCUAGAGAAUUGAAAAAACCGUCUAUCGGAAAGGAGUAUUUCCAUCAUAUGAACCUUGAGGCAAUUGUUACAAACUAUCCUUACAGAAAGAAUCUGCCACAUGAAGAUAUGAUGAAAGAGAGUCAAGUACGAUUAGCUUUGAUUGAUUUCUUAAGAGGGCUUGUUGAGUUUGAUCCCGCAAAGAGGUGGUCCCCUUUUCAGGCUUCGAAACACCCUUUUGUAACUGGGGAGCCUUUCACCUGCCCCUACAAGCCUCCUCCAGAGACCCCUCGCAUGCCUGUUACUCAAAAUUUUAAGGUGGACCAUCACCCAGGUGGUGGGCAUUGGUUUGCUGCUGGUCUCUCUCCCAAUAUAUCAGGCAGGACCAGAGUAUCCCAUCAUAACAGCCCACACUUUCAAGUGGUUCCAUAUGCACAUGGUAAUAGUUUUGGCAGUGUAGGAAGCCAUGGUAGUUACAAUGAUGGUAUUGGCCUUGGAAGCAGUUAUGGGAGUUAUGGGGAUAGCUGUAAUAUGUUUGCAUAUUAUUCACCAGUUGGUCCUUCUGGGAUGAACAUGCAUGCAAAGGCUGGUCUAUCAAUGCUUGGAAGUAGUCCAGAUGCAAGACGAAGGUUUAUUCAGUAUUCACAUUCAAAUGGAAUUGGUAUGAGUCCAUCGACAGGAAAUUUUGCACCACUCCCCCUUGGAACCAGUCCGUCACAAUUCACUCCACCAAGUUCAUACAAUCAGGUCUCUACCGGUUCUCCAGGACAUUACGGUCCAACUUCACCAGCAAGAAGCAAUUGUCAUGGAUCACCUUUAGGAAAAGCGGCUGCAGUUACCCAAUUCAAUAGAAGAAAAAGUUGGGGGUAUUCUGGAAGUUCUCAUUCUCAAGAGAGUGUGCCAUCUUUGCAUUGGCAAGGACAAUAUGCUGAUGGUACCAGUUCUACCCCAGCUGAGGGAAAUCCUUCAGUAUUUGGAAGUUCACCCUCACAUUGGCAAUCAAAUUCUAGCACUGCAAGUUGGAUGCAGCAGCAUGGAGGUAGUGGAAGUACUGCUGGUCAUUCUGCCAAACAGAAUAUGCCUGGCUCUUUCAAACCUUCUAAUAUGCAUUUCUCUCAAAUUGUGGGACCAGCUCAUGAUAAGCCUGGGGCUAGCCUAUCAUUGCCAGAUCCAGGGGAUUGGGAUCCCAAUUACAGUGAGGAACAGCUUCUACAAGAAGAUAGUUCAGAGGUCAGCUCCAUAAGCAUCGAGUUCAGCAAAGGAAUGCAUCUUGGUUCAGGUGAUCCAUCAGUUGGUUUUGGAAGAUCCAACCGGACUUCAAACCAGAGCUCCAAUUCACUGAUUCAAAGACAAAAUGGACCUAUUCAAGCAUUUACGCACAUGGAGGUUGGCAGCCCUCCUUCAGCUCAUGAUAUGCAUGCUGGAUAUGGCCGUUCAGUGUCCAAGCAUUCUCAUUUCAUGCCUCAUACUUCACAAAACUCGCCAAGCCGUUUGGGACAGCAAUCUCUUCCGCGCUUCAAUCAUGGGAGACCUGCUGUUCGUGGUAGUGAAUGGAAUCAGAUCAAGGUCCAGCCCCCUCAAUCCAGUUUUAAUUCUGGGGGACCCCUUUCUCCAGGAAAUAGUUCACUCAAUAAUGGCAUGCCAUGGGGGCGUAGGGCCAAUUAUCCUGUCACAAGCACUCCAUCAGCAUCCCGAGGGAGAAAAGACCACGGAAGGAUUGCCUAGUUUUGGAAUCAGCAUAGUUCCUUCUUCUUUUUUUUUUUUUUUCUGUGAGGGGUUAUGUUUUGAGUGUUGGAAAGAAAGUUGUACUCAAUAGUUCACGAGCCUAGUGGGCUGAUCUAGGAAAACCCUCACUCAGACACGUUCAUUCAUUGUGCUUGCAUAAAUAUAAUUCAUGGUUGUGGUUU
Molecule: messenger RNA, 3610 nt
Organism: Hevea brasiliensis (rubber tree)
Lineage: Eukaryota; Viridiplantae; Streptophyta; Magnoliopsida; Malpighiales; Euphorbiaceae
Product: dual specificity protein kinase YAK1 homolog
Exons: 18
Coding region: 570-3428 (952 amino acids)
Biological process (GO): peptidyl-serine phosphorylation; peptidyl-threonine phosphorylation
Cellular component (GO): cytoplasm
Molecular function (GO): protein tyrosine kinase activity; protein serine/threonine kinase activity; ATP binding
Source: RefSeq, a predicted model, not a curated record